AUGAACAAGGAAGGGAAAAAGGAGACGAUCCGGGUCUUCAGCCGCCAGUCCACGAUCAUCCCCGCCAUGAUCGGCCACACUUGCGCGGUACACAACGGCCGGGAAUUUGUCCCCAUCGUUAUCAAUGAAGGAAUGGUGGGUUUCAAGUUGGGCGACUUCGUCCCGACGCACACGUUCACCUCCCAUCCCAAGCAGGCCCGCACACGUCUCAGCGAAGCAGCCCCGAUUCCGUAA
Symbiodinium natans is the source of this 234-nucleotide messenger RNA. Lineage: Eukaryota; Dinophyceae; Suessiales; Symbiodiniaceae. The record is from the annotation of a GenBank genome assembly.